AUGGCACCCCUCUUUGGCGAAUGCACAUUCGCCUUUGUCCCGAGCUCGCUGCUCACACCGACCCAGAUCAGCUCCUUCACCCAGAUCCUCGAGAAGCAUGGCGGCACCGUCCUGGAACCGGCCGACGAUGGCUCCAUCCGCAUCGAGGAGGAUGUCACCCACAUCAUCUCCAACACGAUCGAUUUCAGGCAGUUCACCGACAGCCAAGCCUACAUGAUCCCCGUCGUCACCCACCAGUGGAUCUCCUCGUCGCUGCACCGCGGCAAGCAGGCCCAGGUCCGCCCUCACUCGCCCGACCCCCGCAUGAUCUUCUCCCAGGUCACCCUGUCGUGCGCCGACCUGCCCGUCAUUGACAAGGAGACCAUCAUCGGCGCCACCCUGGCCCUCGGCGGCAUGGAGUCGCCCGACGUGUCGCGCCUGACGACGCACAUUUGCGCCCUGACCAUGGACCACCCCAAGUGCCAGAUGGCCUUGCAGAAGAAGCUCAAGGUCAAAAUCGUGCUGCCACACUGGUUCGAGGACUGCUUCAAGCUCGGCAAGCGCAUCGACGAAACCCCCUACCUCCUGCCGGAUCCCGAGAUCCUCCUCGCCGACCCCAGCGACGACAUUGGCUUCCCCGAGACGAAGAACCUCGAGGGCGCCACCGACGCGAAUCCCAGCCCCGAAAGCUUCCCGCCCGUCAAGGGACACGUCGAGCCGUCCACCAUCUUUCAAGGAAAGGCCGUCAUGAUCUCGAGCGAUCUCAACAUUACCAAAAAGGCCCACGCCAUAUGCCGCUCGCGCAUCACCCAGGGUGGCGGCCAAAUGGUCGCCCAGGUCGAGGACUGCGACAUGUACAUCUGCCAGUACCGCGACGGUCCAGACUACAUCAAGGCCGCCCAGCUCGGCAAGGACGUCGGCAACCUGGCGUGGCUGAUGCACCUCAUCUCGCGCAACGAGUGGACGUCGCCGCUGCGCCGCCUGCUGCACUACCCCGUGCCCCGGGGCGGCAUCGACGGGUUCCAGGACCUGCGCAUCUGCGUCUCCAACUACGGCGGCGAGUCCCUCAUCUACCUCGAGAAUCUCAUCAAGGCGUGCGGCGCCACCUCCGAGAAGGUACGAGGCCGCCAGGACUGGGGCAUCGAGACGAUCAACCACCUGUGGAUCGAGGAGAGCUACGCCAAGUGCGAAAAGCAGCCCGUCACCGUCGGCAAGUACGCGCACUUUCCGCCGCGCACCAACCUCGGCGAGAUCAUUGGCCAGACCUUCUUCGACGAGGCGCAGCUGCGCGAUAAGUUCUACCCCGGCGGCGCGGCCGUCCGCAAGUCGUCGCCGCGGGCCGCGAAGAAGCGCAAAAUCUUGGACGCCGCCCAGGACAACGCCUACAAGAGCGGCCCCGCCGAGGGCGCCGUCAUCGGCCGCCAGGAGCACCGCGACUUUGACGUGCUGCAGGACGAGGCGGACGAGUACGCCGAGAAGACGCGCAAGCAGUUUGGCGUGUCGGCGCCGCCGGGGGACGAGCCGUUCGCUACGCCCGCGCGGAACAUGCCCGUGCGCGGCAAGGAGAACGAGACGCCGACGGCGCGGUCGACCGGCGGCCGCAGCGCCAAGAGCAAGGCGCUGAGCAACCUGCAGCGCAUCGCGCCCGACAUUGCGCUGUACGAGAAGGAGAAGAAUCGCAAGAGCAAGGACGGCAUGUGGGGCGGCAAGCGCGCGGCCGACAUGCUCGAUCGCGACCAGGCGGCCCGGACGUCGAGCCCGGCGCAGGCGGACGACGAGGUGGCGGAGAAGCGCGCGGCCAAGAGGCGGCGGUCGUCCAAGCCUGACGGCGUCAUCAAGGUCAUGCUGACGGGCUUCUCGCGAUGGCUCAACGACAAGCACAAGGAGGACGUCGAAAAGAGGAAACUACGGGAGCUCGGCAUUCACAUCGUCUCCGAGAACCAACCGUGCGACUACCUGGCGGCGCCAUUCAUGGUCCGCACCGUCAAGUUCCUGCGCACCCUCGCCAAGGGCGUCACCAUCCUGUCGUCCGACUUUAUCGAGACGGCGCUGACGGACGGCACGGCGCCCGAUCCCAAGGACCACAUUCUCGUGGACGAGGAGAACGAGGCCAAGUUUGGCGUCUCGCUGCAGACGGCCGUGUCGCGCGCGCGCGCCAACAACGGCAACCUCUUGCGCGGGCUGCCCAUCUACUGCACGUCGGGGAUCCGCAACGGGCCCGAGAGCUUCCAGCCCAUCGUGCAGGCCAACGGGGCGCAGUUCCUGACGUACAACGCGCGCAGCGGCACGACGAUCAAGCCGACGACGGCCGAGGAGGACGGCGGCGCGGCGCCCGACCCGGUGUACCUGCUCACGUCGGACACGGCCGAGGAGAAGAAGCUGUGGCCCAAGUUUGAGGCCAUGGCGGAGCGGGGCCACAUGGAGCCGCGGAUCGUGGCGGCCGACUGGCUGCUGGACGUGGCCAUGACGCAGCGUGUUUCGUUUGACGAGAAGUAUCUCGCCGUCAACUUUUUCAAGCAUUGA
Molecule: messenger RNA, 2502 nt
Organism: Verticillium dahliae VdLs.17
Lineage: Eukaryota; Fungi; Ascomycota; Sordariomycetes; Glomerellales; Plectosphaerellaceae
Product: BRCT domain-containing protein
Exons: 4
Coding region: 1-2502 (833 amino acids)
Biological process (GO): double-strand break repair; DNA double-strand break attachment to nuclear envelope
Cellular component (GO): Cul8-RING ubiquitin ligase complex; nucleus
Source: RefSeq, a predicted model, not a curated record